Adineta ricciae is the source of this 1998-nucleotide messenger RNA. NCBI's taxonomy places the organism in Eukaryota, Metazoa, Rotifera, Eurotatoria, Adinetida, Adinetidae. The record is from the annotation of a GenBank genome assembly.
AUGUGGGGGCAUUUUCAUCAGAUCUUUGUCAACCAUGAUCAACAGGCCUUUGUUUCUUGUAACGAAUGCAAAAGAAUAUUGGCAUUUACGUCAGCAAAUGGUACCAAUAAUUUGAAAUCUCAUUUGGCAUCGUGUUCAAAAACGGAAACAAACAUAAGUGAUCUAUAUCAAACAACAGUUCGUGAUUUUUAUUCAUCUUCGAAACCAUUGAAAAUUCCAAACAAAAUCAAACUAUCCGUGACACAAGCAUGCGCUGAGUUUUCAGCAUUAGAUGGGCGUGCAUUUGCAACGAUGAAAGGAAGUGGUUUUCAAACUCUAGCCCACGUCUUAUUUGAUGCCGGUCGUUUAUUACAGAAUUCGUCUGUACAAAUAGAAGAUAUUCUUCCUCAUCCUACCACCAUUAGUAGGAAUGUUGUGAGAAUAUAUGAGCAAUCAAAGACACAGUUGAUUAGUAUUUGUGAAAGCUUGAAAAGCUUCUGUUUGAUAGUAGAUAACUGGACGGAAGCAUUCACGGGAAUCAAUUAUUGUGGAAUUGCUUUACGUCAUGUGGAUGAUGAUUUUAAAUUACUUUCAUUUAUCCUUGGUUGUUAUGUGUAUGACGCACCCAGUCAUUCAGCCGCACAUUUUCGUGAUUUUGUUGAUAGUAAAUUACAAGAAUAUAAUUUACAACUUGAUGAAUCAAAAUUUGUUGUUAGCGACAAUGAACCGAAGAUGGUCGCAGCAUUUCGCGAAAAAUGCAGACGAAUUGGAUGUUCCGAUCACUAUCUGAACAAGCAGUUACAGCACGCGUUUGAAUCAAGUGAAAUUCAUGUCAAUAAAUUUACUGUUGAUAAAGUGAAUUGUGGAACAGCUCAAACUGUUUUCCUUCAGGUGAAAAACAUUGUUACUCAUGUUAGACGUUCACAUCGCCAACAACAACUAUCAAGGAAAUUACAGACUUAUAGUGAGACAAGAUUCAACGGUGCUAUGAUCAUGCUCGAUAUCUUUCAGAAAGUGUUUUAUGAAUUGCCAUCGAUAUUAACUAAUACAAAAUCAAUGGACAAUUAUAAUUCAAUUGAUAAAGAAUCCCUUGAUGCCAUCUGUCAAUUUCUCAAACCAUUCGAAGAAGUCCUUGAAGUCCUUAGUGAAGAUCAACGACCUACUCUACACCGAGUAAUUCCAUUGCGUCAGUGCCUGAUUAAUAAAUGUGAAACCAAUGAGAAAGAUUCAACAGUCGUAGUGGAGUUGAAAUUAUUCUUAGCUCGUCGAAUAAAACAAAUUUGGUCUGUUACAUCAGAGCAUCGAUUAGCGACAAUUCUCCAUCCGAAAUUAAAACAUUUUGAUAUUUGUCAUGAUGAAAAACAAAAUGCAGUUUCUGAAUUGAAACUGGCAUUUGAUAAACAUCGAUCGAAUAUUUCAACACCAUCAGUUCCCUCAUUAUUCAAUUCUAAUCAAAAUUUAGCCCUAUCUUCUUCAAACACAGAUACAAGUAUCCCAAUGUUCAAAAGUAAGAGUCUUUUAACUCAAUGCUUUGAUGUCACAAUCAGCCCGAAUGCUAAAGCGCCUAAUCCUCAUCAGGAAAUUGAUGAUUAUUUGAAUCUGGAUCAUUCUGAUGAUUAUAAUGGGAAAUAUUAUGAAGAUGGUGAUAUCGAUAUUUUGUCAUACUGGAAAGAAAAACAGCAACAAUUUCCUACUUUAUCAAAUAUAGCUAAACAAAUAUGUGCAAUUCCGGCAUCUAACACUAUCAUCGAGAGAUUGUUCUCAGCUGCAAAAAAUACAGUUGAUGGAAAACGCACCAACUUAGGAUCUGAAAAAAUCAAUCAAUUAUUAUUCCUACAAAAGAAUUUAUCUACAUUAAAACAGCUCUUUCAAGAAAAAAGGAGAAAAAGAACUGUUUCGAUGUCUUCGACAACCACUAUGUCUUCCGAAGAUUCUUCAUACACCAUGGCCAAACGAGCAAGGAUUGAUGACGAAGAUAAUUAUAGUUCUACAGAUGAUAUUGAAACAUUCCUUGAUUAA